CAUUCCAUCUGCUGUUUCCAGCUGUGCGAAGCUUGUAACUGAUUGGUGUCUAUAUGGAAUGUACAGGAGGGAGUAGAACAGGGAGGCUGUUUCUACCUCAUUUCUUCUUACAGACCAAGGGCUGGAUUCACUCAGUCAGUAUCAAAGUGUUUAAUUGUGCCUCCAGCUGGUUUCUGAGGGUACUGCAUUGAGCUUGUGCUGCAAACCAUGCUUCAGUCCAGGGCUUUGGCGGUGGCUCUGAUUCUGCUCCUCGGCACCAGUCUUUCUGAAGUGGGUGCUAAGGCAAUCUCAAAGAGACACGUCCGUCGUGACUGGCUGAUCGUACCGGAUUCAAUUGCAUUUUACAUGUACGAAUCUGUGAACAAAGUGUCCCCUAAAGCUGGUCAGUUCUUGGCGGAAGCUGUUCAGACUCCAGUAAUCCUUGAGAUCAGGAACUUCCUGAUGAAGGAGACCUCUAAAAUCAGUGUGCUGGCAGAACAGCUGAUGGAAAAAUUAACAGGUCUGUGGAAGAAGAAAGAGGAAGCCCCAGCCCAGCAGUAGAAUUGAGACAAGUCACAAGGCCGCUUGACAUAAGUAAUUAGAAUGUGCAGUGUUCCCUCUCCUUAUGGACUGAGAUCAGCUACUACCAUAGAAUUGUUGUCCCUGAUGAUGUCACUAGAAGGGGUGGGAAUACCAGCUUCAAAGAUCAGAGAACCUGUCUCCCUGGGCAGGGAGUGGGAGAGGGAGGAAAUGCACUAUCAAAGUAGCUGCUGGAUGUGGGAAAGGGAAUAGAAGGAAGACAGAUUCUGUAGUUGAAUCUUGAAAGCCAAUUUCUCCUUCAACAAUUGGGUCACUUGACCUUCCACCUCACCCCAAUAAAGUUUUGGAUGUGUUUAUA
Molecule: messenger RNA, 877 nt
Organism: Malaclemys terrapin pileata
Lineage: Eukaryota; Metazoa; Chordata; Testudines; Emydidae
Product: apovitellenin-1-like
Exons: 4
Coding region: 208-540 (110 amino acids)
Biological process (GO): lipid metabolic process
Cellular component (GO): chylomicron
Molecular function (GO): enzyme inhibitor activity
Source: RefSeq, a predicted model, not a curated record